UGGGAAAAGAAGGAAGAAAUGGCCAACGGCAAUGUGUUCGUCUAUGGGACGCUCCUGGCAGAUGAAAUUGUGCGCAUCCUGAUCAAGCGCGUUCCAUCGAGCUGCGACGCUGUGCUCGCCGAUUACCAUCGAUUCAGCGUGCGCAAUCGCGUCUAUCCCGGUGCUACUUACAGGAAGGGGGACAGAAUCAAAGGAAAGGUUCUACUCGAUUUAACACACGAGGAGCUUCAAGUCAUGGACGAUUUCGAGGGAGAGGAAUAUAAGAGACUUACUGUGGAGCCUUGCUUACUGGAUCAAAGCAUUACGCUCACAGCUUUCGUGUAUGUUUGGGGUGAUCCGGAAGACAAGGAUUUGUUUGGAAGCUGGGACUACGAGGAAUGGAGAUCGAAUGAUCUGGAGAGAUACGAAGCAAUGUGUGAGGAAUAUAUGGACACGGGAAUCAACGUUACUUGAGGUGAGAAGAACUCGCGCGGGAUUUUUAUUCGAUCGAAGAAACAGGUUGUAUACAAACGAUGAAUUCAUCGUU
This is a messenger RNA of Selaginella moellendorffii, 526 nucleotides long. Its product is annotated as AIG2-like protein D. NCBI's taxonomy places the organism in Eukaryota, Viridiplantae, Streptophyta, Lycopodiopsida, Selaginellales, Selaginellaceae. The annotation marks the transcript as partial. The transcript is spliced from 5 exons. The record is from RefSeq and is a predicted model, not a curated record.